Parnassius mnemosyne (clouded apollo) is the source of this 723-nucleotide messenger RNA. The record is from the annotation of a GenBank genome assembly. Lineage: Eukaryota; Metazoa; Arthropoda; Insecta; Lepidoptera; Papilionidae.
AUGUCGUAUGAAAUAGUGAUCAGGCGAGCGCGAGCAGAGGAUGCUGUUCAACGUGCAGAGCUCAUUAAGCUCGGACUACUUUCGCACCAGUGGAACGCCUUCAUUUACUUCUUGUUUCAAGAGCUGACUCUGGAGGGGGCGGUGCUGGCGGGCGCGGUGCUGUUCAUUUUCUGCGGCGCGUCGCCCGCCGCCUGCGCCGCGCUGCUGCCGGCCGCCGCCGCGCUCGUCGUGCUCGCCGUCUCGCUCGCACACCACGCGCUCGCCUCCUCGCACACGCAGAAAAUUCACAAAGAGCUAUUUGGUUUGGUGGCUGAAGCAAGAGGGCCUCUCAUAAUGGAUGCGCCACCUGGACGAGUUCCCAUACAUACAUCCCUUCAAGUUUGCUCACAGUCUUCCCAGCCUGUGCAUUCAAAGUUGGUGGGGACAGUGAGCGUGUCAGAAUUCUGUGGCCCGCGUAGCAGCGGCUGGCUCCACGCGCUCGCUGUACAUCCAAACUGGCACCGUCGUGGAGUGGGGCGUAGUCUGGUAUCUACAGCGCGGCAGCUGGCCGUUGACUCUGGGCUGGAGUCGCUGGAGGCCGUCAGCAGCCACCUGCAGCUUGCCGCGCGCACUCUGCUGCACUCGCUCGGGUGGGAAAUUCGCGGCACCUACGACCGUCAAUUGAUUGGCACCGCUCUCAUACUACCGCUCGUCAGGCUUGGACUAGACCUGCCUUACGCCUAA